Messenger RNA from Panicum virgatum (switchgrass), 597 nucleotides. RefSeq names its product cytochrome P450 89A9-like. The transcript has a single exon. The record is from RefSeq and is a predicted model, not a curated record. Gene Ontology annotation, cellular component: membrane. Bases 1 to 597 code for a protein of 198 amino acids. Lineage: Eukaryota; Viridiplantae; Streptophyta; Magnoliopsida; Poales; Poaceae. Gene Ontology annotation, molecular function: oxidoreductase activity, acting on paired donors, with incorporation or reduction of molecular oxygen, NAD(P)H as one donor, and incorporation of one atom of oxygen; heme binding; iron ion binding.
AUGCAAUACGCGCUCAUCUUCUUGCUCCCCUUGACUCUCCUCCUCGUCCACAUCGUCGGCUGUCUCCGGCUCCGGCAUGCACCGACGCGCAAGGCAGCCUACGCGCGGCUCGCCGCCUUCAGGUCGGCGCUCCUAAGCAAGCUCCCCACUCUCGGCCUCGGCCGGCCGGAUGUUUACGUCACCGACCGUUUCGCCGCGCACCGCCUCCUCGUUCGCGGCGCCGCCGCCGGCGGCGCGUUCUCGGACUGCCCUCCGUCCAUCGUGCCCAGCGCCGUGCUCUCGCGCCGCCGCCACUACAACAUCAACUCGGCGCCGUACGGCCCGCUCUGGCGCGCCGUCUGCCGCAACCUCACCGUCAAGAUCCUCCACCCGUCGCGCCUCCGCCGCUACGCCCGACGCCGCGCGCUCGGCGAUCUCGUCGCGGACCUUGACCGGCAGCGCUCGUCCGGCUCCGGCGGAGUGGUGCUCGCCGCCGAGAGCCUGGGCGAAGCCAUGUUCGGCCUGCUGGCCGCGAUGUGCUUCGGCGGCGGCGUCGAUGUGCUAGCCCGGCGUCGAUGUGCUAGCCCGGCGUCGAUGUGCUCCGAUGUGCUGGCCUAG